CAUCCAAUUAUACAUACACAAGAUACUUGUAAUACAUGCUAUAAAAAUGGACGAGGUUACAAAGUUAGAACACUUGUCCUUAGUGUCGAAAAUCUGCACGGAAUUGGAGAACCAUUUAGGCUUAAAUGACAAAGACUUAGCUGAAUUUAUCAUUCAUUUAGCAGAGAAAAAUAAUACUGUUGAUAAAUUCAAGAAAGUUUUGGUCGAAAAUGGUGCAGAAUUUUCUGAAUCGUUUAUGGCUAAUCUUUUAAGGAUAAUACAACACAUGAAACCAUCUAAGGCAACACAAGAGAAACUGACUAAAUCUACGACUAAACAAGAUGAAUUAGCACAAAAGUUUCCUGGCCUGGCUUUACCCAAUGAUGAACAAAAUGUGACAAGUACCAAAGAGUUGACAGAUGAGAAUAUAGUUAGCAACGCUAUGGCAAGCUUAGAAGAACUGGCACCAUCUCACAAAAAGUCCGGUGGUGAGAGUAAAAAACCUGCUACCGACAUUCAGCCUCUGGAAGACGACAAAAAGAGCAAGCAUUCUAGGAGAAGCAGGUCAAAAGACAGAAGGAGACACAGAUCCCGUUCGUCGAAUCGUAAAGAUCGAAGACAUAGAUCUAAAUCGAAUUCGAGGUCGCGCGAUCGUUCGAGAUCGAGGGACAGAAAGCGUCACAGAUCGAAGGAUCGGAGACGAUCCAGCAGAUCACGGGACAGAAAGUCUCGUGAUCAUAAAGAUAGGCAUUCCGGCAGACAUGGUUCCGAUAGGUCCAGGUCAAGGUCCGUGGAAGAACUCUGUGUGGAUCCAGAAGUCGGGAAAAUUUAUUCCGGCAAGGUUGCCAACAUCGUCCCUUUCGGUUGUUUCGUGCAACUCGAAGGGUUGAAACGCAGAUGGGAAGGACUCGUUCAUAUUUCACAAUUGAGGAGAGAGGGAAGGGUCGCUAGCGCAAGCGACGUGGUGUCUAGGGGUCAGAAAGUCCUUGUAAAAGUACUAAAUAUAGGCGGACAAAAGGUCUCCUUGAGCAUGAAAGACGUCGACCAAGAGACAGGCAGGGAUUUGAAUCCAGUCGUGGCUGUUACUAAAACCGAGGAAGAUGAGAAGCAUUUGCGCAACCCUGACAGACCGACUUCGUUGCUGGAGCUUCAAGGCAACUGGGACGAAGAUGAAACCUGUUCCAGGAAGCGUGUACAAAGAUUGUCGUCCCCUGAGAAGUGGGAGAUAAAACAGAUGCUUGCCGCCUCGUGUAUCGAUAGAAACGAGUUACCAGAAUUCGACAUGGAAACUGGAAUUCUUCCACGGGAAGACGACGAAGAGGAGGACGUGGAGAUCGAGCUGGUGGAGGAAGAACCGCCGUUCCUGCACGGGCACGGACGGGCGCUUGGCGAUCUGAGUCCUGUUCGUAUAGUAAAGAAUCCUGAUGGUUCUCUGGCACAGGCUGCAAUGAUGCAGAGCGCACUGGCGAAGGAAAGGAGAGAGCAGAAAAUGUUACAAAGAGAGCAAGAAAUGGACUCUGUUCCUACUGGGCUGAACAAGAAUUGGAUUGACCCUCUACCGGAAGCCGAAAGCAGAACACUGGCAGCGAAUAUGCGUGGGAUCGGUCUACAAACUCAAGAUCUACCCGAGUGGAAGAAACACGUGAUUGGCGGAAAGAAGUCGUCCUUCGGAAAGAAAACGAACCUAACCUUGCUGGAGCAGCGGCAAAGCUUGCCGAUAUACAAGCUCAGGGAUGAUUUAGUGAAAGCCGUGACGGACAAUCAGAUUUUAAUUGUAAUCGGCGAAACGGGAUCGGGAAAAACCACGCAGAUUACACAGUACUUGGCAGAGGCUGGAUUCACGGCCCGCGGUAAGAUUGGCUGCACUCAGCCCAGGAGAGUGGCCGCCAUGUCUGUUGCCAAGAGAGUGGCCGAAGAAUUUGGUUGUCGUUUGGGACAGGAGGUGGGCUACACCAUUCGUUUCGAGGACUGUACGGGUCCGGAGACUAAUAUAAAGUACAUGACUGACGGUAUGUUGCUUCGGGAGUGUCUGAUGGACCUCGAUUUGAAGACGUACUCCGUCAUAAUGUUGGACGAGGCACACGAACGCACGAUACACACCGAUGUCCUGUUUGGACUGCUGAAACAAGCGGUGGGAAGACGACCUGACCUGAAGCUUAUCGUAACCAGCGCCACUCUGGAUGCCGUGAAGUUCUCGCAGUACUUCUUCGAGGCUCCUAUAUUCACUAUUCCCGGCAGAACAUUCGAAGUAGAAGUUAUGUACACAAAAGAACCGGAAACAGAUUACCUGGACGCUGCACUUAUCACCGUGAUGCAGAUACAUUUGCGGGAACCACCAGGGGAUAUUCUACUGUUCUUGACCGGUCAAGAGGAAAUCGACACGGCCUGUGAAAUUUUAUACGAACGAAUGAAAUCUCUUGGUCCCGACGUGCCGGAAUUGAUCAUUUUGCCGGUAUACUCGGCGCUGCCAUCGGAGAUGCAAACUAGAAUAUUCGAGCCAGCACCACCUGGCUCGAGGAAAGUAGUGAUAGCCACGAAUAUAGCGGAAACGAGCUUGACCAUCGACGGUAUUUAUUACGUGGUUGAUCCAGGCUUCGUGAAGCAGAAAGUGUACAACUCCAAGACAGGAAUGGACAGCCUCAUAGUGACACCGAUCAGCCAGGCAGCUGCUAAGCAAAGAGCCGGAAGAGCUGGCAGGACUGGGCCUGGAAAAUGUUACAGACUUUACACAGAAAGAGCCUAUAGAGAUGAAAUGUUACCCACCCCGGUUCCAGAAAUUCAACGCACCAACUUAGCUACUACUGUGCUGCAGCUGAAGACGAUGGGCAUCAAUGAUUUACUGCACUUCGAUUUCAUGGACGCCCCGCCUGUGGAGUCGCUGAUCAUGGCUUUAGAAUCUCUGCACAGUUUAAGCGCAUUAGAUAACGAGGGUCUGUUGACCAGGUUAGGUAGACGAAUGGCAGAAUUCCCCCUGGAACCUAACCUCUCCAAGAUGCUGAUCAUGAGUGUGCAUCUUCAGUGUUCCGAUGAAAUACUGACAAUUGUCAGCAUGCUGUCUGUGCAGAAUGUUUUCUACAGACCGAAAGAUAAACAAGCUUUGGCUGAUCAAAAGAAGGCCAAGUUCAAUCAGGCAGAGGGCGACCAUUUAACUUUGUUGGCGGUCUACAAUUCUUGGAGAAACAACAAAUUCAGCAAUGCCUGGUGCUAUGAAAAUUUUGUGCAGAUUAGGACAUUGAAGCGAGCACAGGAUGUUCGCAAACAAUUGUUAGGUAUCAUGGAUAGACACAAGUUGGAUGUUGUGUCUGCUGGCAAGAACACAGUGAGAAUUCAGAAAGCUGUGUGUUCGGGCUUCUUCAGAAAUGCUGCCAAAAAGGAUCCUCAAGAAGGGUACAGAACAUUAGUUGACAGCCAAGUGGUUUACAUCCAUCCUAGCAGUGCCUUAUUUAAUAGGCAACCAGAAUGGGUUAUCUACCAUGAGCUAGUACAGACCACUAAAGAAUAUAUGAGAGAAGUAACGACCAUUGAUCCAAAAUGGCUGGUAGAGUUCGCUCCAGCAUUCUUCAAGUUCAGCGAUCCGACCAAGCUCAGUAAGUUCAAGAAGAACCAACGACUGGAGCCACUUUAUAAUAAAUACGAGGAACCGAAUGCUUGGCGAAUAUCUAGAGUCCGUAGAAGACGCAAUUAAUGCGUUUAUUACGUAUUCUGUAAAUAGUUUUGUACAAAGUUUCGUAUUGCACGACAGUACGAAUGAGUGUAAUUAAUG
This is a messenger RNA of Dufourea novaeangliae, 3742 nucleotides long. RefSeq names its product ATP-dependent RNA helicase DHX8 (gene pea). Gene Ontology annotation, biological process: mRNA splicing, via spliceosome; spliceosomal complex disassembly. The transcript is spliced from 6 exons. NCBI's taxonomy places the organism in Eukaryota, Metazoa, Arthropoda, Insecta, Hymenoptera, Halictidae. Bases 47 to 3664 code for a protein of 1205 amino acids. Gene Ontology annotation, cellular component: catalytic step 2 spliceosome; intracellular anatomical structure. Gene Ontology annotation, molecular function: RNA helicase activity; ATP binding; RNA binding. The record is from RefSeq and is a predicted model, not a curated record.